Penicillium lagena is the source of this 582-nucleotide messenger RNA. RefSeq lists its product as uncharacterized. NCBI's taxonomy places the organism in Eukaryota, Fungi, Ascomycota, Eurotiomycetes, Eurotiales, Aspergillaceae. The record is from RefSeq and is a predicted model, not a curated record. The transcript is spliced from 4 exons. Bases 1 to 582 code for a protein of 193 amino acids.
AUGCUCAUCAGCCACACGCUACCAGCCGCCAGGCUCAUCCCCAACCAUACGCGGAAAUUCUCCUUACUUUCCACACAUGCUUCCUUCCCAGCAACGAUGCAUCGGUUUCAACUUCACCGGAAAGCGACAUUGUACGACGCGGACCAAGAGGAGACCCGCCAUAGGAAGGACGGUAUCAAAGUGUCAGGAGAUGGGCUAGUUCACGCGAUGAUCUCGAAGUCAAGCCCGUACUCCAACGGGCCAAUUUUCAUGCCUAACUCUCGCCUUAUGCAACAAAUCCUUCAGUUUGAUUUCUCGAAUUACCAAGAAGAUGUUGAUGAUGGCAAGCCUAUGCUUAAUCCUACUGUGAUCUGUAUCCAGCGAGGUACUCCCAUUCCCCCUGUGCUGGUUUUAUGGAGAGAAGGCAUUUCGCGCUUUUCUUUGCAGCCCUCAAAGCCCAUCGAAAUUGAAAAUCUUAACAAUCUUCUUACCGAGUUCUAUGAGAGGUCUGCAACAGCUGUUGAUGCAGAGGAGUGGGUCCAAACGCAUCCAUAUUGGGAGAGCUUCGCAGACCAGAACGAGAAAGGGUGGAUGGAGACAUAG